Polyodon spathula (Mississippi paddlefish) is the source of this 482-nucleotide messenger RNA. Its product is annotated as histone H2A-like. The transcript has a single exon. NCBI's taxonomy places the organism in Eukaryota, Metazoa, Chordata, Actinopteri, Acipenseriformes, Polyodontidae. Gene Ontology annotation, molecular function: DNA binding; protein heterodimerization activity; structural constituent of chromatin. The record is from RefSeq and is a predicted model, not a curated record. The coding region runs from base 28 to 411 and encodes 127 amino acids. Gene Ontology annotation, cellular component: nucleosome.
UUUGUAAUAUUUUGCUCUACAGUGAAGAUGUCUGGAAGAGGAAAGACCGGCGGUAAAGCCCGUGCUAAGGCAAAGACUCGCUCCUCCAGGGCCGGGCUGCAGUUUCCAGUCGGCCGUGUCCACAGGCUGCUGCGGAAGGGAAACUAUGCCCAGCGUGUCGGCGCUGGAGCCCCGGUCUAUCUGGCCGCUGUGCUCGAGUACCUGACUGCUGAAAUCCUGGAGCUGGCCGGGAACGCCGCCCGGGACAACAAGAAAACCCGAAUCAUCCCGCGUCACCUGCAGCUCGCUGUGCGCAACGACGAGGAGCUCAACAAGCUGAUGGGAGGCGUGACCAUCGCUCAGGGCGGAGUGCUGCCCAACAUCCAGGCCGUGCUGCUGCCCAAGAAAACCGAGAAGCCAGCCAAGAAGUAAAUCACUCGGACGCCGCUUUUAGAUCUUAUAAACCCCCAAAGGCUCUUUUCAGAGCCACCCACUUUUUCAAU